This is a messenger RNA of Panthera uncia (snow leopard), 1577 nucleotides long. RefSeq names its product kelch repeat and BTB domain containing 13 (gene KBTBD13). Bases 121 to 1500 code for a protein of 459 amino acids. The record is from RefSeq and is a predicted model, not a curated record. Gene Ontology annotation, molecular function: protein binding. The transcript has a single exon. Lineage: Eukaryota; Metazoa; Chordata; Mammalia; Carnivora; Felidae.
UUAGCCAGGGAGAUAUUUAUAUCCCCCGGGAAGUUUUUUUCCGCUCUGGGGGAGCCCCAGAGUCGGUGGUGGCCGCUGAAUCCAGGCCCCCGCGGCGGCCCCCAGCCAGACCCGCUCGCCAUGCCGCGGGCCCCAGAGGCCCCCCCGGUGCAAGUGUGGGUGGGCGGCCAGCUCUUCCAGGCCGAGCGGGCCCUGCUAGUGGAGCACUGCGGCUUCUUCCGUGGCCUUUUCCGCUCCGGCAUGCGGGAGACGCGCGCGGCCGAGGUGCGCCUGGGCGCGCUGAGCGCUGGCGGCUUCCACACCAUGCUGCAAGUGCUGCGCGGCGAGCGGCCGGCGCUGGCGGCCGCCGACGAGCUGCUGCAGGCCGUGGAGUGCGCCGCCUUCCUGCAGGCGCCAGCGCUGGCGCGCUUCCUGGAGCACAGCCUCACGUCGGACAACUGCGCGCUGCUGUGCGACGCGGCCGCCGUCUUCGGCCUGCACGACGUAUUCCACAGCGCCGCGCUCUUCAUCCGCGACAGCGCGCACGACCUGGCGGCCGAACUGGCGCUGCCCGAGGCGCGCGCCUACGUAGCGGCGCUGCGGCCCAGCAGCUACGUGGCCGUGAGCACGCACACGCCGGCGCCCGGCUUCCUGGAGGACGCGUCGCGCACGCUGUGCUACCUAGACGAGGAGGAAGACGCGUGGCGCACGCUGGCCGCGCUGCCCCUGGAGGCCAGCACGCUGCUGGCGGGUGUGGCCACGCUGGGCAACAAGCUGUAUAUCGUGGGUGGCGUGAGGGGCGCCAGCAAGGAGGUGGUGGAACUGGGCUUCUGCUAUGACCCGGCCAGCGGCACGUGGCGCGAAUUCCCCAGCCCGCACCAGCCGCGCUACGACACGGCGCUGGCUGGCUUCGACGGCCGCCUCUACGCCAUAGGCGGCGAGUUCCAGAGGAUGCCCAUGAGCUCUGUGGAGCGCUACGACCCCGCUGCGGGUUGCUGGAGCUUCGUAGCCGACCUGCCGCAGCCGGCUGCCGGCGUGCCCUGCGCCCAGGCGUGUGGCCGCCUCUUUGUGUGUCUAUGGAGGCCGGCUGACACCACGGCCAUAGUAGAGUACACUGUGCGGGCCGACACGUGGCUGCCGGUGGCCGAGCUGCGGCGCCCGCAGAGCUACGGCCACUGCAUGGUGGCCCACCGCGACAGCCUCUAUGUGGUGCGCAAUGGACCUUCCGACGACUUCCUACACUGCGCCAUCGACUGCUUCAACUUGGCCACGGGCCAGUGGACGGCGCUGCCUGGCCAGUUUGUCAACAGCAAGGGAGCUCUCUUCACAGCGGUGGUGCGCGGCGAUACAGUCUAUACGGUCAACCGCAUGUUUACGCUGCUCUAUGCCAUCGAGGGUGGCACCUGGAGGUUGCUCAGGGAGAAGGCCGGUUUCCCAAGGCCCGGCUCCUUGCAGACCUUUCUUCUUAGACUGCCUCCUGGCGCCCCGGGGCCUGUGGCCUCCACGACACCAGAACUGUGACCCUGGGCUGGUCUUAGGAGGGGAUAUCCCGGAGUCUUCGCUGAGCCAUGGCAGAGUCUAUAAAGCCGGCCUUUGGA